CCGACUCAUUACUCAGUGUGCUGAAGUCCGGCGCAAAUAUGGACAAUCAUAUUGAGGGUAUUACUCGGAUAUCCGCCCGGAGCCCUGGGUCAAUUUUUUCAAUCACUCACCGGUAUACAAGUGAGUUGAUAUUAAAUGUCCCACCGAAAAAAUGUUGAUUUUCGUAGUGCUGAAUGGCUACUCCGUAAACGCAACUGGAGAAUCACUUACUGGCAUUCUGAGUCGCCCCGAGGUUCACUCCGUCGAAGCUGAUACCGUACAUUUCAUUGACGAUGUCCCCCACGAAGUGAACGAAAGGAAUGCAACAAAGCGUGACGAUGUUUUGGUGGAGCCCCAAGGAUGCGAAAGGAAGCCAAUCGAUGUUUAUGUGCUGAGUACUGGAGUUGACACCCGAUGGGACGGCUGCCUUGCUGCAAAGAGUUUUGGGAUUGCUACCUUUGCUGGUGGUGGACUCCUGGACGUCAUCGGUCUUGGGACAGCACUCGCCGGGCUAGUAGUAGCGGGCCAGUGCGACCGAGUCCGUGCUCUUGGGGUUAAGGUUGUCUCUGAUGACCAAAUUGUACCGGCCGCCCGCUUGAUCGCAGCCCUGGAAUAUGCUGCGGCGGCAGCCCAAAUAAAUGGGAACCCUGCCCUCAUUUUGAUGCCCCUGACCUUCCCCUUCACUCCGGCAAUGAACGAGAUCUUCAUGAAGACCGUCGCUAAGGGGCUGCAUGUUGUAGCCGCUGCAGGGAAUCUGGCGCGUGAUGUAAGGUGGUCCAGUCCGCCGUCUGUUGAUGAAGUCAUUACCAUCGGUGCCAUUGAUGGUCGUGAUAACAAGUUCGCAUCGUUCUCCAACCAGGGGCGUCUCAUCAAAGGUUUUGCCCCGGGUGUUCGCGUUCAGACGCUGGGGAUCGGCGGCCCGGGUGCGCGCGCAAGUUGGAGCGGCACUGGCGUUGCAGCCGCACAAGCUGCGUGCGUGGGAGCCAGUGCUCUAGAUCGUUAUGGGCCAAUGAAGCCUGCUGCACUGCAAUUGCUCUUAAAAAUCCAUGCCGAGAAGGAUGUUUGGGGCCAGCCACCAGAUACCACGGCGUCGAGAAUACGACGUUGGUUCUGACUUUCCUGCACAUUCAUCUGCUACUUCCUGAUGUUGGAAAUGGACG
Molecule: messenger RNA, 1139 nt
Organism: Cantharellus anzutake
Lineage: Eukaryota; Fungi; Basidiomycota; Agaricomycetes; Cantharellales; Hydnaceae
Product: peptidase S8/S53 domain-containing protein
Exons: 2
Coding region: 152-1093 (313 amino acids)
Biological process (GO): proteolysis
Molecular function (GO): serine-type endopeptidase activity
Source: RefSeq, a predicted model, not a curated record